AUGACUGUUCGUAUCGGUUGUUAUAGUGCAUUUUGGGGGGAUUCUGCUUCCGCAGCAUCACAAUUGGUAAAAAAAGAGAGAAAAAAUUUAGAUUACUUGAUUGCGGAUUAUUUGUCUGAGGUAACGAUGGGAAUUUUAGCACGUCGUAGAAAUCAUAAAUCAUCCACAGAAAAAUCUAAAUUAAGAGGGGCUGGAGAAGGAGGGUAUAUUGCGGAAUUUAUUACUCUUGUUCUUAAACAUCUUUUACCUGAUUUAGUUAAAAAUAACAUUAAAGUUAUUACAAACGCAGGAGGAUUAGAUCCUUUAGCAUGUAAACAAGCGAUAGAAAAUACCAUUAAAGAAAGUGGAAUAGAAGAUGGUAAAUUAAUUGUAGCUGCAAUAACUGGAGAUGAUAUAUUAAAUUAUAAUGAAGAAUUUAAACAAAAAGGAGAGGUAUAUGAAUUUACACAUAUAAUUGGGAAUGAUCAAGAUUCGGACGAUUUUCCAAGCGAAAAAAAAAAAGUUAUUUCAUUUAAUGCAUACCUUGGAGCUAUACCCAUAGCAAUGGCACUUGACUCCGGUGCGAAUAUUGUUAUUACGGGUAGAUGUGUGGAUAGUGCUUUAGUUCUUGGACCAUUAAUACAUGAAUUUAAGUGGGAUCCACAUAAAGAUUGGGAUAAACUUGCAUCAGGAUCAUUAGCUGGUCAUAUUAUUGAAUGUGGUUGUCAAGCUACGGGUGGUAACUUUACUGAUUGGGAGAAAAGCGCAUUUUCUGAACAUGGAGGGUGGACAAAUAUUGGUUAUCCUAUUGUUGAAUGUUUUGAGAAUGGGGAAUUUUAUGUUACAAAACCAAAAGAAACCGGGGGUUUGGUCACUACUGCUACCGUAGGAGAACAAAUGCUUUAUGAAAUUUUGGAUCCUGGAUCGUAUAUUUUGCCUGAUGUUGUACUAGAUAUAAGAAAUGUUAAAUUGAAACAAAUUGAGAAAAAUAAAGUUUUAGUCACGGGGGCUAAAGGGAGACCUCCUACUGAAUAUCUAAAAGUAUCGGGAAUUUAUUUGGAUGGUUAUAAAAUGACUGGUUCUCUGCUUAUCGGAGGAAUUGAUGCUUGGAAGAAAGCAUCAGUUGUUGGAGUUUCAAUUAUUACGAAAACUAACAUGAUGUUAAACCAACUUGGGUUGGGAACUUUUCGUAAUGUAAAUGUUGAACCGUUAGGAGCUGAGCAUACUUAUGGACCUCAUGCAAGAGCUCAUGAUACGAGAGAAGUUGUUUUAAAUCUUACAGUUCAUCAUGAUAAUCCACAAGCUUUAAGACUUUUUGGAAUGGAACUUGCUCCGGCUGCCACUUGUAUGGCUCCCGGUAUUACAGGAGGAGGAUCAGGAAGACCUCAUCCUUCACCAUGCCUAGUACACUUUUCUUGUCUUGUUUCAAAGGGUGUUGUUAUUGCUUAUUUAACAGCUGGCAAUGAUGCGGAGAUAAAAACCAUUAAAUUUGAAGGACCUACGGAUAAUGAUAGUAUUAUACCGCCUUCAUUAUUUAAAAAUUUUGAUAUUGAAAUGGAAAGCAUUGAAAGUAAUGUUAGUGCAAGUGGUGGUACCAUCAAAGUUCCAUUAAUCAGAUUAGCAUGGGGAAGAAGCGGUGAUAAAGGAGAUACCUGUAAUAUUGGUAUUAUAGCUAGGGAGCAAAAAUAUUAUCUAUUUCUUAAAAAGACAUUAACUGAAGAGGAGGUCAAGUAUUAUAUGGCACAUUUAUGUAAAGGCGUAGUUAAAAGGUAUGAAUUACCGGGUUGUAAUGGAUUAAAUUUCGUAUUAACUAAAAGUUUAGGAGGGGGAGGAUUGAGUACUUUAAAUACUGAUAGACAAGGGAAAACAUACGCUCAAAUGCUGCUUAGUUAUGAACUAGAUGUUCCUUCGAAUUGGUUUUCUAAACUUUAA
Molecule: messenger RNA, 1911 nt
Organism: Funneliformis mosseae
Lineage: Eukaryota; Fungi; Glomeromycota; Glomeromycetes; Glomerales; Glomeraceae
Source: the annotation of a GenBank genome assembly